Ahaetulla prasina is the source of this 1567-nucleotide messenger RNA. RefSeq names its product small integral membrane protein 24 (gene SMIM24). The record is from RefSeq and is a predicted model, not a curated record. The transcript has 4 exons. The coding region runs from base 116 to 427 and encodes 103 amino acids. Lineage: Eukaryota; Metazoa; Chordata; Lepidosauria; Squamata; Colubridae.
UCCAGAUUGCAAGGAAAAUAAUCCAUCCCCUCCUUCUAAAGUAGUAGCAACAAAGGUGUCCAGGCAAAGAACACAUUGUGACACAAGGCUUCCAGGCUGGAAAAAAACCCCAACAAUGAACUUGUUUUUCUACUUGGUGGUGUUUGUAGGAGUUGUCUUCGCUCCCUGUUCUCAUGGCCAAGGCCUUGUGAAAGAAACAACCGAUGGCUCAACUGCUUUGCAACCCUGGCUGGUGGGAUUAACCGCUGUUACGGUCUUCUUGUUUGUGAUGUUCAUGGCAAACCUCAUCAAUCGGAUAUUUUUCUUCCAAAAAAAGGAUGACAAGAAUGAGAUGGAGAACAUAGAGAGCAAGGGCAGCGCUGAGGAAAAUGUCUAUGAAAACAAAGCAAUGGACCCAGAUGAGGAGAAUUUGCAAACCAACAUGUAGAGAAUCAUAACAGCAUGUAAAAGAUCUCUAAGAGAAAAGGGGACCAGCCGCCAUUACAAAAUGACUGAAUUCGGAAUUAUCUGAAAGGCCUGGACAAGAAUUUCCAGAUUCAGCUGUUAUUUUUUUUUAAUCACCAGCGUAUCACUGACCCCUCGAAAUUAGAUGAAACCAAAGCUAGCUCACAAUAGCAACUGACGUUGCCAGGGUGGUGACUAAGUGAAUACAGGUAGUCCUCAACUUACAACAGUUCAUUUAGUGAUUCUUCAAAGUUACAACAACACUGAAAAAAGUAUGUUAUGUCCAUUUUUCACACUUACAACCAUUGCAGCAUCCCUAUGCUCACAUGAUCAAAAUUCAGACACUUGUAAACUGACUCAUAUUUAUGACCGUAUUCAUGUGAUCAUCUUUUGCGACCUUCCGACAAGCAAAGUCAAUGGAGAAGCCAGAUUCACUUAACAACUGUGUCACUAACUUAACGACAGCAGUGAUUCACUUAACAACUGUGGCAAGAAAAGCUGUAAAACGAGGCAAAACUCACUUAACAAAUGUUUCAUUUAGCAACAUAAGUUUUAGGCUCAAUUUGUGGCAGUAAGUCAAGGACUACCUGUAUAUGUCCAUGUUGUUCUCUUGGCAAUAAUGCAAAUGAUUUGCAAUUUCCUUUAUUUCCGUUUGCUGUACAUGUUUUCUGAGCUGCCACUAUGGUCUCCCAUUCAGGCUAGCAGGCUUGAGCGUUUAGCAUCCAGACCUUAGAUGAGGGCAUUCACAACGCCAUAAGAAAGAACGGAUGGAUGAAUGAAUACAUAAAUAAAUUUAUUAAACUGUCUUCUGCAGAAGCCGUCCGAAGUAACUUGCUUCCUUGCAGUCAGCCAUUUCUAUUUGUUUCUUCUAGGUUGCUCAGUUUUUGCAUUAUUCGUUAUUAUUUUUUUCGUGGGAGAUGGUUAAACAGUGGUCUGGAUCUUUUUGAAAGCUACAGAUAGUUCGUUGUGGUAAAAGAGGCCCAUGUUGAGAAAUGUUUCAGAUUGGGCUUGUGAAAUAACAAAAAUAACAAAAGCCUAUCUGCCCAGGUCCAAAAGGAUGCGGGAAUGAAGCAACAGUUUUGCUGAGGUGUCACAAACGCCUGAAAUACACACUGUGCUUCAA